AUGACGUACAGUGUUACAGUAUGUGGAUUGUGUGAUACAGUAUUAAGGUAUAAGGAUAGUAUUAUCAGUGGUGAAUCAAGCAACAGUAAAAGAUUUUCAAUCAAAAGGCCACUUUCGUUCAUUUCAAAUUUGAGGAAUGCUCAAGUAGAUUGCAUUAAUGAUGAAAAUAUGCCUAAUGAAGAAAGGAUUGUGUGUCAUUUUGAACUAAGCUCAAAAGUAAGCAGUGUAAUGGAACGUGAAAGUACAGCACCAUGUGUAUCACCGGAACUUUCGGAUCCGGAUGCAGAGCAACAACAACCACCAUUUAAUGCUACUACUCAUCAUAUUCCAUUUAUUGAUAUUGAUAGUUUGACAUCAUUAGUUGGACAUGAUGACGUAUAUGAGAUACCACCACGAAUUGAG
Loa loa (African eye worm) is the source of this 402-nucleotide messenger RNA. RefSeq lists its product as hypothetical. Lineage: Eukaryota; Metazoa; Nematoda; Chromadorea; Rhabditida; Onchocercidae. The transcript has 3 exons. The annotation marks the transcript as partial. The record is from RefSeq and is a predicted model, not a curated record.